Molecule: messenger RNA, 1508 nt
Organism: Calidris pugnax (ruff)
Lineage: Eukaryota; Metazoa; Chordata; Aves; Charadriiformes; Scolopacidae
Gene: DELE1
Product: KIAA0141 ortholog
Exons: 11
Coding region: 553-1362 (269 amino acids)
Molecular function (GO): protein binding
Source: RefSeq, a predicted model, not a curated record
UCACGGUUGUUGGUGUUUUCUGCUCCUUUUAGAGCGCCCGGUUGUCGGGAUGGACAAGGAGGAGGAAGGCAGAGGCAUCUGCCCGGCCUGGUGUCCCGCUACUCGGUGCUGGAUGCAGUCACCUGGGGAGCACUCGGUGCGCUGCUUCUGCAGCUGGUCAGGCAGAUCUCCUGGCUGAGAUCACUGCAGGACGCCAGGAGGGAGCACAGGUCCCUCUGGCUCUCCUCGCUGCCCUCUCAGCAGACAGCGGUGACUGAAGCCUCCACCAGCUGUCCCAGUGCGCAGCUGGGGUCCCACUUCCUGCAGAGAGAAAACCCAGAGGUCGUAUCAGAGAACCCAUCCUCAGGGAUCCCCUUGGGGCAAGGAGAGAGCCAGCCCUGGGCAGAAGUGGGGCAGUCCCCUAACUCUGAGAGUUCCAGCGUGGGGACAUUUCUCUGCUCUCCAAAGGGUGACCCAGCUCCGCGAGGACGUUUAGAGGAAGCUGCUUUCCAAUUGCAGCAGAUUUUCCGGAUUGACAUUUCCAUUGCGUUGAAUAUCCUCGGGGUUGAAAGCAUGAGAGCAGGACAUUACAGGGUAGCCUAUACCUGCUUCAAACUGGCAGCGGAUCGAGGCUACAGCAAAGCCCAGUUCAACGUGGGUCUGUGUUACGAGCAUGGCAGAGGCACAGAAAAAGACUUGGAAAAGGCAGCUUUUUAUUACUACCAGGCGGCCAGCAACCAUCACCCCAUGGCCCAGUACCGCUAUGCGAGGUAUCUCUUGUGCCAAAGACCUGAAAAUGAACAGGACAGGCAGCAGAAGGCAGUGACUUUCCUGGAGCAAGCAGCUACAGCUGGUAUUGCAGAGGCACAGGCUUAUCUCGGGGUGUUCUACAUGAGGGGGCUGCAACCUAAGGAGAAGAGAGGGCUCAAGUACCUGCUGCUGGCAGCGAAGAACGGCGAUGCCCAAAGCAGGUACCACGUGGGCGUUUGCUAUGAGAAGGGCCUGGGAGUGCAGCAGAACCUGGCAGAGGCGAUGAAACACUACCGACAGGCAGCUGCCGCGGGGAGCGGGAAGGCCCGGGAGAGGCUGCGAGUGUUGGAAGAGGAGGAGGAAGAUGUGCAAACAAAGCAUCCCUUCCCUUCCGGAAUAAGAGCCUCUUCCUCAAGCCCCUGUUUCUGGGCUAUUGAGCGUGUGUCUGCGGGUCUCCGUGCCACCCAGCCAGGACAAUCUGCCUUCACCCAGCCAAGGCAACCUGCCCUCGCCCUGCCCCACUCCUGGAGCGCCGAUGGACUCCACAUGAUGGUGCUCAGCAGCGCUGGAUGGAGCCAUGCCCUGGGAAACAGGGCAAAGCCGCUGGAACUGCAGUGCUUGGAGCCUUUUUAGAGCAGUCGCUGCCAAGCUGCCUACAGAGCAGGAGCACCAUCUUCCAGCCCCAGGCUCUUCCCACGCGCCGACAGCUGCCGCAGAAGCCCCGAGCCUGUUUCGUUGUGGACUUGGACCUUCUGGGACAGAAUCAUUUCAAAGAGGGU